GAUAGAUAUGUUAAUGCCAAAGUUACGAAAUUUUACCUAUUGUCAUAUAGAUAAACCACAACUUUGAUGCACAGCAAACUACAGCUUGUCAAGGUUAAUGCAAAUCAUCAUGGAGGGAUACACUUCUGUAGGAGGAUUGAUGAAAAAACUAUAAAAAUUAGCCAGGCACUGACAUUGAACGUCAGCCAGUGAAUCAACAGAUACACUAUAACUGUUGCAAAAUGAAUAUCCUAAAGACAAUGUACCAUGAGGUUUACACCCUCAGGAGCUGGUUUGAUGAUUAUCCUGUUGAGUCCUUCUGUAACAAACUCUCAGAGGCUGAGGACUCGGACAGUUUUAUAAACUUCAUUGACACAACUAUAGUGGCAAUACCGAAUGGAGCCAAACGUCUUUCAGUUAAACCUUCCCUUUGUCAACACUCCCAUCAAAGGGAGAUAAUCAUGAGAGUCAUAGAGAGACUGAUCAAGGAGAUGAAGAGUGAGAAUGUCCUUGCUCUAGGUUUUGGAGAGGUAUCGGAUGAUCCAAAUGCAUACAUGUCAAAUACCUGUAGAGUAGAGUGUCGCCAUCCAAACAGUGCAGUUAACAGACUCCAUUUCCCAGAGUGGAAGAAAGUUUUAUCCAGGAUUGGAGAUAUCAUGAUGGAGCACCUGUUGGAGAAUACUGCCAUUUUCACAUUUAUACCACCAUCUAACUAUAUCCAAUUAACAGGUAAAGCCAUUUUUGAUCUGUGGAAACCUGGCCUUUCUGUCAAGUGUCCCGCAAAAGAAUUAUGUGAGAAAGAUUCCAAGAGAGACCAGCAAGUUCCUUUAUCAGAACAUUUGAAUGCUGCUGUCAGGUCUUCUCAAACAUACUGCAUUACAGAGGACUUGGAAGAGUUGAAAUCUGAGGCAAAGGCAUUUUCCAAGAAUAAAGUCAUUGCUUCAAGUACUGCAAAAGAGAGACGCAAGAAACAUUGGGAGGAAAAGAAAAAGAAAUGGAAAUCUUAUGCUUUGGGUCAAGGGCUUAAGAAAGAUGAUGACAGAAAUUUAAAGGAGAAGAUUGGAGAGAUUUGA
Molecule: messenger RNA, 1052 nt
Organism: Ylistrum balloti
Lineage: Eukaryota; Metazoa; Mollusca; Bivalvia; Pectinida; Pectinidae
Product: telomerase reverse transcriptase-like
Exons: 8
Coding region: 222-1052 (276 amino acids)
Biological process (GO): telomere maintenance via telomerase
Cellular component (GO): telomerase catalytic core complex
Molecular function (GO): telomeric repeat DNA binding; telomerase RNA binding
Source: RefSeq, a predicted model, not a curated record